AUGUCCGCGCUCCUGAAUGGUCCCGUUACAUUGGCGAUGGUCAUCUCUGGCUCUAUCAUGAACCUGUUAACUAUCUAUGUUUUAUCUGCUCAAACGGCCAGCAAAUAUCACCGUCCAUCGGUGUUUGCAUAUCCAUCCCCUCAGGCACAGAAGCGGAUGUCCAAUUCAACGAUUGAGAGGAGCCGAUCCGGUGUGGAACUCCAUUCUUCACAACGUCGGAGACCCUGCCGAAGCCAGAGUUCUGUGAUCUCCUCGCUCUCGGCUCAUGGUAAUCGACCCAGGGUUUAUACCUUCUUCGUUUGGCUGGCUAUUUCAGAUAUUUUGCUAUUAUUAUCAGCACUUUUAAUGUACUCAAUUCCGAGUUUGUUGAGUGGCGGAUAUCAGCCUUAUGUGCAUUUCUUCCCCUACUUUUAUCUGAUGAGUAACACAGCUCUUAUAGCCAGUGUAAGUUAAAAAAGUUUUUCUGGAGCCGGGGUUCUUUCCUUUUCCUCAAUUCGAGCCCAAUUGUUCGGAUUUGUGUGUUUUGAGUUCAAAUUUCCAGACUACAGUACGUAUCUUUUUUAACAAUUCUGAUAUGACUUUCCAUUUCAAGACAAAUGGUUUCAUUUUUUUUCUUUAGGUAUGGUUAAUGUGUGCCUUGAUGCUUGAUCGAUAUCGUACUUUAUGUAAGCCCUUCGCUGUAAGGGCGAAUAACAUUCCUCUAAUUCAUAAAGUCCUGUUCGGAGUUUGUUUGACGGCCUUGUUGUUCUCGAUGCCUCGUUUCUUCGAAUUAAAUUCUGUCCUGGAUGAAGCCUCAGGCACUUAUUAUGUCAGCCAGACUCAGCUCGUUCACAACAAGUUGUAUAUGAUUGGGUAUCGGAUAGUUGGAGGACUGCUUUUCUAUUCCCUUCUUCCUUAUGUCAUCCUUUUUGUUCUCUCAUUUCGGGUAAGAUUUUAAUUAUUUUGAAUUAAAACACCUGGCUUAAGACGGCGGCUAAUUAGGGGUUGAUAUCAGCUAAAUAUAUUCGGAUUACAUGUUUUUUGUCUGAAAUUAAUUGGAAAUCCCGUAGGGCCAAGGGAACGUCACAAUCCAGGAGCUUGUAAUCUCAUUGCAUUACAAAAGCCGUUUCUUUUUUCUCUUAACGCUUAAGCCUGCGAACAUGAGUAUUUAUUUGGACCCAAUGGUCGAUCUAUCAGAACAAGGCCUGAGGCUAUGUUCGAGGAAGUCAUGAAUUAUUUUUGAAAGCUCUGGACAGGCAAUUGUUUUGAUGGAUUGUUACCCUUUCCCCAAUCCCGAAUUUAUAAACUUUGCCCACACUUUUGGGCGAAACAUUCUUUGCAUAUGAAAGUGCAUAACACAGCCAAAGUAAUCCCGUAAAUCCGGAUUUAUUUUUUGUUUUCAGGUUUGGCUAGUCAUCCGCUCGGCCGCGUUGGCCCGACUCAAGAUGAAUGCCUCAGGCACUAUGUCGAGUGCAUGCGCGACUGACUCGGAGAUGAUUCUGAUAGCCGUUAUCUCCAAAUUUUUGCUUUCCCGGCUCCUUCCUACCGUCCUGGAUGUGAUAGAACACGUGGUAGGGCCGGAGACUUUCACCAGGUCUCCCCAACUCACGAUCUGUGUGGACAUCAGCAAUCUCGUGGUCGUUUCGUCGGCCGGAAUUAAUCUCUUCAUCUUCUAUGCCUUCUCCAAUUCGUUCCGGAAGGCCAUUAAAUCUCACUUCCGUGCUCCCAAAAAGACAUCCACCAACUCCCCGACCAGUCCUCUAAGCACGGUAUCGGCCGUUCAUUCGGCCGUCACCCAACGUCCCAAACUACCUCGACAAUUAAGCUUACAAGCUGACCGAAGGAAGCAGGCUCCUCUAAGGCGAAAGACCACCGUCAGCGGGAUCCCUCUCUGCCAUACUGUUGCCAAAACUUCUACUGUCAGAUCUCCAUUAUGUGUGGAUCAGGUAAAGACAGGGGUCCGCAUGAAGUAGCAAAAACUGGCGUUAAACUUCAUAUGGGCUUAAGAUUUUAUCUGACUUGAGGUGUAAACAUGGCCACAUUUGUGAUUAAUCCGUUCUUUUUCAGUCUCGCAAUCUUCUCACAACGCCGCUAAGUGAGAAAUUAAUCAUCACGCCUGAUCCUAGUUCAGGUAAAAUAUAAAAAUUUUUUAUUUAUUUAAAUAUUGGCCACGACGAUAAGUUUAUUUUCAGCCAUCUCAAAUGCAACAACUUGA
Messenger RNA from Bursaphelenchus xylophilus (pine wood nematode), 2194 nucleotides. Lineage: Eukaryota; Metazoa; Nematoda; Chromadorea; Rhabditida; Aphelenchoididae. The record is from the annotation of a GenBank genome assembly.